AUGUAUUUUUUCCACUCUCCUUGGGCGGAUCUCAGCGAUUUCCAAAUUUCAACAUCCACUUCCCCUUCUACUUCUUCAUGUUUCAUCCUUUCUUUCUUUUUUCAAUCUAUUCCUUUUUUAGAGUUCCUUUAUAACUUCCCACUUUUCUUUUUUUUUUUACAUCUCCAUUUUCACAAUAUUCGUUUUCUUUCUUCUUUCUUUCUUUUGCAUCUUCUUUUUCUUCCUUUCUUUCUUUUUUUCUACUUUUCUUCCACCGUUUUCACUAUAUUCCUUUUCUUUCUUUCUUACUUUCUUUUUUCUUUCUUUCUUUCUUUCUUUCUUUCUUAUAAAUCUUGCCUCUUUCUUCUUCUUCUUCAUCCUCAUUUUUCACCCUAUUCCAUUUCUAUAUUUCUUUUACAUCUUCUCUCUUUUCUUUUUUAUUACUUCUUCAUUUUCACCAUAUUCGUUUUCCUUCUUUCUUUUCUUUUUUUCUUUCUUUCUUUCUUUUACAUUUUCUUUCUUUUCUUCUUCUUUUUAUUCAUCAUUUUUCACCAUAUUCCUUUCUUUCUUUCUUUCUUUCUUUCUUUCUUUCUUUUAAAUCUUGCCUCUUCCCUUCAUUUUCUUCUUCUUCUUCAUCUUCAUUUUUCACCCCAUUUCUUUUUCUAUAUUUCUUUUACAUCUUCUCUUCUUUCUUCAUCUUCAUUUUCAUCAUAUUUCUUUCUUUCUUUCUUUCUUUCUUUCUUUCACAUCUUCCUUCUUUUCUUCUUCUUUUAUGUCCUCAUUUUUCAAGAUCUUCUUCUUCUUCUUCUUCUUCUUCUUCUUCUUCUUCUUCUUCUUCUUCCAUGUGCCUCACCUACUGAUAGACAAUCGAACAUUUACAUCAAUCUAACAUCGGUCGGUUCUUUCAUUGAUGUCUCUAACUCUGUACUUAACCAUCUUUUUUCAUUAUUCAAAUCUAUCUAUCUAUCUAUCUAUCUAUCUAUCUAUCUAUCUAUCUAUCUAUCUCAGUCUGUUCAUAUCUACCGUAUAUUAUCUAACUCUGUUCAUAUCUAUCUAUCUAUCUAUCUAUCUAUCUAUCUAUCUAUCUAUCUAUCUAUGAAAACAAAAUCAAUUCUAAUCGCCACACACUCUUCUUCACCUUGUCCCGAUAUUUGCAUAGUAGAUCUCACAAUGCCACCUCAUCACCCCCCGCCCUCAUUCUCAUCCUUUCCCUCAACUGUUCAGUCAAGCGACCCAAGAUACACAAGACGUCAAGCGAAUCCCAAACAUAAAUUUACUUCUGCACGAAGAUUCAAAGUGAAGAUCAAAUAA
This is a messenger RNA of Acanthosepion pharaonis, 1290 nucleotides long. Lineage: Eukaryota; Metazoa; Mollusca; Cephalopoda; Sepiida; Sepiidae. The record is from the annotation of a GenBank genome assembly.